Messenger RNA from Camellia sinensis, 2748 nucleotides. The record is from RefSeq and is a predicted model, not a curated record. NCBI's taxonomy places the organism in Eukaryota, Viridiplantae, Streptophyta, Magnoliopsida, Ericales, Theaceae.
UCUUUUUGGCUUUCAAGAUUUGACAUCUCAAAACUGAAGUAGCAUGAAGAUAUGAACUCAACUUGCAUCACACAAUCAUCUUUCUUCGUCAUGCUGUCUUACAGACUAGUAAUCUAAAUCCAUACUUAGAUCGUUGACGAAAUCUUCAUCUUCUCUAUCUAUUGAAUGUGGAGUCUUAUUUAAAACUGUCCACCCUGCAUAAACCUGAGCAUAUGGAGGUGGGUACUCUCAAAACCAUUAUCGAGACUGUUCAUAAACACAAGAUGGAACUUCUCCUCCUGUCACCAAUCAGUGAAGUUUUCAUUAGGCCUUGUGAAAGGUACAUAAUGUUACUAUUCAAAUUCAGCUAGUUUGGACUUGUGUGAUCAAUUUGUCUAGUCAAUAAAAGGAGACUUCUAUGGCAUGCACAUCCAGAUUUUUGGUGAAGCGUAUCAAAGGCAGCAUGUGAUCUUUCAUCUGGGUGAGGUUCUCAUAUAAACCGAGCUUUGAUCCCAGUAGGAGACUGCUUGUGUGACCCUAUCAGAGUGGUGUAUGAAGGGAAAGGAUUUAAAGCAACACGACUAAAGAUUUAUGGAAGCUUUUUUCCCUGUAGAAGACUGCCUGUUUGAACUUCAACUCUAUCGAAUUGAUCAUAAUUGGUUUUUGCCUUAUUCAUGCUUCAAUGAAUUUGGCAUUCAGCAUCACAAGUUACAAGCCUUUCUCAGUUCUAGUGCUCACCCUUUGAAUCUUCAAUAGGGGCAUUUAGUCUUCUGAUUAGAGUAGAAAAUUGAACAGACACAAGGGUAUUUGUUGAAAAGUAUCCAAGGAAUCGAAUGCUUGGAUGGCGUGAAUUUAAUGAUGGAAAGGGCUCUCAAAUAGGGAUUUAUGGGUCAAAUUGCCCUCAAUGGAUUGUGGCAAUGGAGGCUUGCAGUGCCCACAGUUUAAUUUGUGUGCCUCUCUAUGAUACCCUUAGACCAGGUGCUGUAAACUUCAUAAUAGGUCAUGCUGAGAUUGAUUUUGUUUUCGUCCAAGAUAAGAAAGUAAAAGGAAUAUUGAAUCCAGAGUGUACACACGCUAAAUGGCUAAAAUUGAUUAUUUGCUUCACUUCAUUGGCAGAAGAAGUUAAAAAAAAAGUUGCCUCCAUUGAAAUAAAAUCGUACUCAUGGAAUGAGUUCCAACACAUGGGAAAAGAGCACCCAUCAGAGCUUCUGCCACCUCAGCCAUUCAACAUAUGUACAAUUAUGUACACCAGUGGCACCAGUGGAGAUCCAAAAGGUGUUAUUUUAACACAUGAAAACAUUGCACUGAACAUAAGAGGGGUUGAUCUCUUUCUGGGACAAUUUGAAGACAAGAUGACGGCGGAUGAUGUUUAUAUAUCUUUCCUGCCUCUUGCUCAUGUCCUUGACCGCAUGAUUGAAGAAUAUUUUUUCCGUAAGGGUGCUUCUGUUGGCUACUAUCAUGGGGAUAUAAAUGAACUAAGGGAUGAUUUGAUGGAGUUAAGGCCGACUUUUCUUGCUGGUGUACCUCGAGUUUUUGAAAGAAUACAUGAAGGUGUCAUAAAAGCACUAGAGGAACUCAAUCCAGUGAGGAGGAGAGCUUUUGACAUCCUUUAUCAAUACAAACUUGCCUGGAUGAAUUUAGGAUUCAAACACAAAAACGCGUCAUGGUUGGCUGAUCUGCUAGCUUUUAGGAAGGUAAAAGCUAGAUUAGGUGGACGGAUUCGUCUGAUAGUGUCUGGAGCUGCACCCUUAAGCAGUGAGGUGGAAGAGUUCUUGCGUGUUACUUCCUGUGCUUAUGUGGUACAAGGCUAUGGGUUGACAGAGACUUGUGGUUUAGCCACGAUUGGCUUUCCGGAUGAAAUGUGCAUGAUUGGAACUAUUGGUUCACCGUUUGUGUAUAGUGAGUUGCGUCUGGAGGAAGUUCCAGAGAUGGGUUACAAUCCGCUUGGAGACCCUUCGUGUGGCGAGAUAUGUGUGAGGGGGAAAACUACUUUCACUGGGUACAACAAGAAUCCAGAGUUGACAGCAGAGGCAUUUAAAGAUGGGUGGUUUUAUACAGAUGACAUGGGGGAAAUGCUCACAAAUGGGGUUGUUAAAAUCACUGAUAGGAAGAAAAAUCUAAUUAAGCUGUCCCAAGGAGAGCAUGUUGCGGUUGAAUGUUUGGAGAAAUUUUAUGGUAUCACCCCUAUUGUUGAAGAUAUUUGGGUGUAUGGGGACAGCUUCAGGUCAAUGCUAGUUGCAGUAGUUGUACCACAUGAAGAGAACACAAUAAGGCGGGCUUAUCAAAACGGCCAUAGAGGUUCCCUCUCGGAGCUAUGCUUCCUUAAGCAGCUACAAGAUAAUGUUCUCCUUCAGCUAAAGUCUAAAGCAGAGAGAACCAAGCUGAGAGGAUUUGAAUAUAUCAAAGGCAUCAUUCUGGAACCUCUACCUUUCGAUGCUGAAAGGGAUUUGGUGACUGCAACACUAAAGAAGAAAAGAGAAAAACUGCACAAGUAUUACAAGGUCAAAAUUGAUGAACUCUACCAAAAAUUGUCAGCAGGGAGACGCUAGCUAUUUUUUUAUUUAUAUAUGCAUUAAUUGGUAGCCAAUCCCAUUUGAUGGGACUUAAGGCUUAGUUUGGUUUGGUUUAUGCAUCAGUUGGUCUAUGCUUAUAUAAUGUAUUAGCUAAUAUGAUAUUUUACAUUCAAGACGAUGCUACAAGCAGUAUUGUAAAAUCAUACCAGUAACAAGUAAUUAAUUAAUUAUUAUUAUUAUUUAUAUAACGCAAAAA